AUGGCAAAAAAGAGAAACCAGCGAGGACGGUUCUACCAACAGGUACAACUGCUGCUACAACUAAAGAUGCUUUCAGCUGGGAAGAAUACCUAAAAGAAACAUCAUCUACACCAGCUCCACCGGGUUGUUUUCGUCAGGGUUGACGACGCUCAAUGGAUUACAGAAGCGUUUAAUCGGCAUUGCAGUUAAAGUUGUGCUUUUAAGUACGAGGUUACCCAGGUAACCGCGGGUCUGUAAACUGCUGCUGGGAGUGAUUUACGAACUGGUUUUGUUCCAUCACAAAGGUUGUGUAUUUAUGGCUUUGAACACAACACCACCCUCCCCAAAGGAUACAACAGCACUGACUCAUACUGUCUUUUGUGCUGCAUUACUAGCAACUCAUAAAUACCAAAUAACACAACACAUACUUUGCAGUUAGGUUUGGUUGAUGAUGCGGGGUGAUAAAAUAAUGUUUGCAGUGUUUUUCAGCAGUUCUUACAAUACCCACACUUACAGCCCUGUUCUAAUGUCUGCAGGCUAGAGUCCCACCCUCCAAUGACUUCAAGGUGGGAAUGAAGCUCGAAGCACACGACCCGAGGAAUUCCACCUCCGUCUGCAUCGCCACGGUGAUGGGCUUAACCGGGGUGCGUCUGCGUCUCCGUCUCGACGGCAGCGACAACAGCAACGACUUCUGGAGGCUGGUGGACUCCUCCGACAUCCAGCCCAUCGGCACCUGCGAGAAGAACGGAGACAUGCUGCAGCCGCCGCUGGGAUUUCGGAUGAAUGCCUCCUCGUGGCCGAUGUUCCUGCUGAGAACCUUAAACGGAGCAGAGAUGGCACCGGCAACAGCCUUUAAAAAGGAACCGCAGAGGCCCCCCCAGAACAACUUCAAACCAGGCAUGAAGCUGGAGGCCGUGGACAAGAAGAACCCCUACCUCAUCUGCCCCGCCACCAUCGGAGAAGUGAAGGGCGAAGAAGUGUUCAUCAUGUUCGACGGCUGGCGGGGCGCCUUCGAUUACUGGUGCAAGUUCGACUCCAGGGACAUCUUCCCCGUGGGCUGGUGCUCCCUCACCAAACACAGCCUGCAGCCACCAGGCAACAGCGUCACCCUGCCAAAGAACCCGCAGAUUCUCUCAGCAUCACCUUCCAAGCCCAGCAGGCGCUCCCUGCCGACCCCCUACAGACUCCCCAACCCUCUGCCCAUGCUGCCCGUCAGGAAGGGAGUAAGAGGCCGCCGGCCCAAAAGCGAGACCAUCGCCCUCCUCAAAGCCGUGGCGGAGGCAGCGGCCGCCCAGAACGGAACCCCGGUCGAAACCACACCCAUCGUACCUCAACCCCACAAAAAGAGAGGCCCCAAACCGGGAAGCAAGAGAAAGCCGAAGAUCCUCCAAAGCACAGCACAUCUACCCAGCAUCCAGGUCCCACAAGAAAGCCCCCCCAGCCUCAGCUCUGUGGUCUCAACAGUGUGUGUGUAUGUGAACAAGCACGGAAACUGCGGUCCCCACCUGGACAGGAAGCAGAUGCAGCAUCUGCCAGACCACUUUGGCCCGGGGCCAGUGAACGCUGUGCUGCAGCAGGUGGUCCAGUCAUGUAUAGACUGCGCCUACCAGCCUAAAAUCCUGCUCAGCGCUCUGCAGACUCACGCAGGAGGGGGAGAGGUCGUCAGAGUGAGAACGGACGGAGGAGUUCGCAUGGUCAAACUACCGUCAGCCUCCAGCGCUUCCUUCGUGCUGCGCUUCUUGGAGACCAUGUGUCGUCACCUGCAAUGCGACAACCUGUUCAGCAGCCAGCCGUUCAGCCACUUCACGGCCUACGACAGGAACAAGUCAGUGAAAGAAGAAGCUCUGGACGCUCCAUCCCUGGUUCGGGGCAGUAGUAAACGAAGUCUCUCUGGGGUGUGUCCACCAUACGCAGCCCCUCUGUCUCCUAAACAUUUACGAGCUGAAGCCCACCCUUCAGAAGCAGAGACCCUGCCUCACGAAGAGAACGGCCUAAUAAAGGAGCAGCGCUACAUGGACUCGGCCUCCAACUCCAUGAACCCUCGACCCCACACGGCGCGGAGCUCCUCAGAGUACCACCCACAGGCCAGCAGCCUCUACCAUCACGGCAACGGCACGCCCAUGCGCCGCCAUUCCUCGAACCCGGCAGAGCUCAGCUCCGCGCAGCCGCUCAGACGAGUUGAAGCAGUUCAUGCUCAGUGUGUCUACUCUGCUUUGGAUGCAGCCAGCUCCACCACAGGUCCCGAGGCUUUAGCGUCUGACCGCGAGAGUCUGCGGCCGCCCAGUAAAAACCCCUCCUCCUGGUCCAUCGAAGAGGUGAUGCAGUUUGUGAGGGACGCCGACCCCACAGCAUUAGCCCCACACGCUGAACUAUUCAGAAAACAUGAGAUUGAUGGGAAAGCCUUGAUGCUUCUACGGAGUGACAUGAUAAUGAAGUACAUGGGUCUGAAGUUAGGGCCUGCGCUCAAGUUAUGCCAUCACAUAGAGAGGCUGAAACAAGGCAAACUGUAAGAGGUGCCCUGGCAGCCCUGUCCCUGUCAGACCCGUGAGCAAUAAGCCCUGAUAAGGACCAGCGUUUGGACUCAUGGGGCAAGCAGGGGCCACACAUGAACUCUAUACUCCACCUUGAGGGACUCAGUAGACGUUGCAAGUUCAUCAUGACUUCCAGAGUGGAGAAGUGUGCCGUGCAUUGCUGACACAUUACCUCAUCCCCCUCAUCAGUGAAAAAGAAAAGAGAAAAAAAAAGA
Scomber scombrus (Atlantic mackerel) is the source of this 2725-nucleotide messenger RNA. Its product is annotated as sex comb on midleg-like protein 2. Gene Ontology annotation, biological process: regulation of DNA-templated transcription. Bases 552 to 2489 code for a protein of 645 amino acids. The record is from RefSeq and is a predicted model, not a curated record. Gene Ontology annotation, cellular component: nucleus. NCBI's taxonomy places the organism in Eukaryota, Metazoa, Chordata, Actinopteri, Scombriformes, Scombridae. The transcript is spliced from 13 exons. Gene Ontology annotation, molecular function: protein binding.